Blastomyces dermatitidis ER-3 is the source of this 363-nucleotide messenger RNA. Its product is annotated as MFS transporter. The record is from RefSeq and is a predicted model, not a curated record. NCBI's taxonomy places the organism in Eukaryota, Fungi, Ascomycota, Eurotiomycetes, Onygenales, Ajellomycetaceae. The transcript has 3 exons. The coding region runs from base 1 to 363 and encodes 120 amino acids. Gene Ontology annotation, molecular function: transmembrane transporter activity. Gene Ontology annotation, cellular component: membrane.
AUGGAGCCUUCCAGUGAAGAGUUUGUGGAAACCCAGGUUCCUAGCAACAUUCUUGGAAAAUUUAAGCGACCGUUGACGUAUAUUGGAAUUCUGACCCUUGGCUGGAGUAUUGUCAUGACACUCACAUGUGUCGUGAAAAAUUUCACUAGACUUGUAGUUAUCCGCUUUCUGCUCGGUUGGACUAGUGCCUUAGUUGGUACAUUUUCGGUCCUGAAGCUGGACGGUAUCGGCGGGCUUGAAGGCUGGGGGUGGAUCUUCCUUGCUGAAGGCGCAGCUUCCGUACUUCUAGGAGUUGCCUGCUGUUUCAUUCUAGUUGACACCCCGUCGCUCUCCACCAGCUGGCUCGAGCCACAAGACAUCUGA